Sporisorium graminicola is the source of this 1194-nucleotide messenger RNA. RefSeq lists its product as uncharacterized. The record is from RefSeq and is a predicted model, not a curated record. Lineage: Eukaryota; Fungi; Basidiomycota; Ustilaginomycetes; Ustilaginales; Ustilaginaceae. The coding region runs from base 1 to 1194 and encodes 397 amino acids. The transcript has a single exon.
AUGUCACAGCCAAGUACCGCCGCAAUUGUGGUGGCCUCCAUCUUUGGAGGCAUCGCUCUCAUUUUUGUGGCCUACAAGGCAUAUCGCAAGCUCUGGCACUGCAUGCAUCGUCCAGAACAACUGCCUCCCAUCACCCAACCACCCACCGCAUACUAUGGAGGCGUUGUCAUGUCUACCGUCGUGGACAUGCCCACUUCGAGCUACAUCGAAAGAAGCGCCAGCUCCACCGAUUACCUCGCUGUAUCCUCCCCGUCAACCUCAACGUGGCCCCAGGGAGAUGGUCUCGCAUCCACAUCUACCAGCGAAAUGCCUUCGCCUUCCAUGCGCGCCAUUGAUUCGGUCGUGCUCUCGACACCCUCCGAGAUCUAUGAUGCUGCUCACUACCGAGGCACUUCCACCAUUUCAAGCUCCUCCUCCACCAUGACGCUCAAGCGCUCCUACCUCAGAUCCCCCUCGGCUUCGCAAUUGUCGUACAUGUCCACCUCGAGCCGGCGCGAGUCGUACUUGCCCCACUCACCUCUCAAUCGCGACUCGAUCCAGAUCAUCCCUCCACAGCCGCUCGGAUUCGGCGGGACUCUGGCUAUGGCUACCGAUCAGAAGACGCUGGCCUUCAGUAAAGACAGCGGUAUCGGUGCGUCGGACGAUUUCACGAGUGGGCUUGUGUGGUCAGAGCGCAACCCUCAUCGACCGCAACUGGCCCAUCAUGACCGCCAGAGAUAUCUCAUGCAGGGUCCUGUGUCCACACGCAGCAGCGAAGCUCCGAGCCAGCUACCGUCCUCGCAAAGCAGCCCUGUAGUGCAGACGCGAUCGCUCGAUUCGCAAAUCGAAGGUGCUCAUCCUUUCCCAGCAGGUGCGCCACUAUCGCAAGCGCCAGCAUCCACAACAGUGAUGGACAACACGCAGCCACCGCCACCAUCGGCGGAAGGAUUGCCUAAAAAUGCGGACAUCAAUCCGCACCUGCUCAGCGCUAAGGAUAGUCCGCUGCAGAGGUUACAGAGUAACGCAGGUCCAGCCCGCACCCCGCCGCACUUGCAUUCGCAUUCAGACAGCAACAGUAACCGCUCCGACUCAGACGCUUCGCCCAUCCUCAGUCCCUUUGUGCCUCCAUCUGGCCCACCGAGUACGGGCAACAGCAACACUUCUCGGUCGAAUCUUUCCAGCGCCGCUGAACCAGAGGGCCCUCCCUCAGGAUAG